Molecule: messenger RNA, 1738 nt
Organism: Nicotiana tabacum (common tobacco)
Lineage: Eukaryota; Viridiplantae; Streptophyta; Magnoliopsida; Solanales; Solanaceae
Source: RefSeq, a predicted model, not a curated record
UAUUGAACUACUUGAUCUGAACCUUGUUGGAUAUUAAUCCAAAUCCUAAACUGCUACAGUCUGACACCUUUUCACAGGAAAAAAAAGGAAAAGAAAAGCAUCUCUUCCUUUUGUUCUUAUUUUAACCCUAGAAACCCAUUUGUCUUCCAACUGUUGCUGGGUUUGGAUCGUUUCCUCCAGGACACGGGUUACGGGUUCGAGCCGUGGAAUCAAUGUGCUUGCAUCAGGUAGACUGCUUACAUCAUAUGCAGUCCUUCCCCAGGCGCUACAUAAAACAACACGGGAUGCUUCGUGCACCGGGCUGCAUUACCUGGCCGUUAUGACAGACUUGCAAUUUUUGACUAAUCUAUAAUGUUUCUGCAAAAUUUAUUUACUAGAGUUUAAUUAAGGUAGUGGCAUGUAGUUGUUUGGUGCAGUUUUCCCCUUAAUUUGCUCAUAUGAUUGAUUGAUUGCUUCUGAAGUUAAUUUUGGAUCAUAAAUCUCUAACUGAAUUGUGAAUAUCUUAUCAGCUAAUAUUAUCAUCAUUCGAGUUUGAUAAUUGUCUUCAGCUAAUAUCAUCAUGAGGACAAGUAAUUUAGGUUCUUGAUUUUAAGUGGGAAGAUUUCCAAGAAAUUGAUAAAGUUUUGAUUUUGAUGGGUGGAUUUGAUUGAUUCUUAAAUCUUGAUGCUGCCAUGAGUGUUUUAUUUAUUCUUUGAUUAGUUGCUUUGUUUUGUGGGAUUUGUUUGUUGAAGCACAAAAUGUAGCUAUACACUUUUGUUUCCAAUUGUCCCUCUGCAUUUAUUCUUUUCUAUAUUUUUGUUUUUUGUUGUUUUGUUGCAGCUGUGAACUUUAUGAGAAGAAGUGAAAUCCUGUUAACAGCUAGAUGGGUGAAGUUCUUCCUCUGUGUGCCUCUCCUCGUGGCUUAUUCCUCUGCACUUGGACGGUUUCCUCUCAGAAGUGCUGGCAGAGCUUGAAGACUGUGGUUUCAUUUGUUAAGAAGUUUAGGUGGGCAUGGCCAUCUUCAUUGGGUGGUCCACCGAAUGGUGGUAGGCCUCUCGUAAUGGGCGUUGAGAUGUUGUGGUGGUCUUUGGGCAUCCUUCCCUUCGGUUGCAUGGUCGCUGCCAUUCUGAAUUUUGUUCGUGAUCCGAUAUCUGUCAUCGUACUAAUUAUGUUAGUCGGGAGCUAUUUUUUUCAUGUGGCUGUGCUAUACUCUAUUGUUUAUUGGCAUCAGUACAUGCCUUUCCGGUUAAUUGGUGCCAAGGCGAAAUUUAUGAUUGAGGUCAUUCCCAUGAUAACUGCAGCAGCCUUGCAUCACCUUUUGGAGUUCAAUUAUGGGUAUCUCGCUCUACUGCUAUGCUGCACCACAUAUUUUUACACCUUUGCCCACUUCUUGCACUUCGCAUAUGAUAUCGGGGGAAUAGACGUAUUGCUGGGAAUAGUCAUGCAGGUUCUUGCUUACAUGCUGAACGUAGAAUUGUUAGUUAGAGCUUUGGCUUUGAGCUUCUGCUUUGUUUUAUGUUUCUAUAGAUACAUGACAUAUUGUGCUCCUGAACUACCUGUACAUCGUAAAAAGGAGUUGGAGGAGCUACCUUGUUGAUCUGAAUGUGUCCGUAGAUGACUAAUUUCGUGUACUUUUUAAUUUAUGAUAUCUCAUAAUUUAUGAGCUAUUUUUGUCUUUUUUGUCAUGUAAUCUAUCAGGGCUUCUUUGUCAUGUAAUCUAUUUUUUGUCUGUUUAAUCUAUCAGGACUUCUUUCACCUU